This is a messenger RNA of Desarmillaria tabescens, 810 nucleotides long. RefSeq lists its product as uncharacterized. The transcript is spliced from 5 exons. The record is from RefSeq and is a predicted model, not a curated record. Bases 1 to 810 code for a protein of 269 amino acids. NCBI's taxonomy places the organism in Eukaryota, Fungi, Basidiomycota, Agaricomycetes, Agaricales, Physalacriaceae.
AUGGGCAUCAAUAGAUGUGCUGGGCCAUCCUUCUUGUUUGAAGAGGGCCAUGGUGGGGGUGACCAGGCUGGGGUACCUGGUCCUGUUGCCUGUGCUGGACCUGUUGUAAUAGUGGGAGAGAUCCAGUCCAUUGCUGGCCUCGAGUCUUUUGAGCUCGCCCAUAAUUCUUCAAGGGAACUCGGAGCUGCUGCUGGAGGCUGGGGACAGGGAGCAUGGAUGAUAGGACUCGGUGUCCUCUUCUCCACUGGCAGGGUUGCUGUGAACUCAUACUUGUCCUUCUUCGGAGUCAAAGGACCAGGGAGCGGGGGAAAAGUGUCUCUGGUCUCAGGGCGGUAUGGUAUAUGGGCCUGGCAAUGUCGUAGACAAUCACGGGUCCUUGAUUUUGGGGUUGGAUGGGUCUUCCAUUGUGUAGGGUCGGAUAGGGAGGUGGUGGUGAUUAUUAUGGCUGCUCUGAGGAGUAUGCCAGUAAUGAUGAUUGCGAUGAUUGUUGAGGGUAGGGUAGUCAUAUGCAUUGGUCCCCAUGUCAGGAGUGUCUUCAGCAAGGGCAGGUCAAUGGAUGCUGGAUUCAGCAAAGGAGAGGAUGGUGGCUCAGCUCGAACCUUCUCUGGGGAGGGUGACGAGGACGACGCCAGACAUGCAGAGUUUCACAAUGACCAGGAUUGGUACUCCAUGGAAUUUGCAGAGACACAUCAUCUUGAGACCACUGUGUUCUCGGUCUUCAGAUUAUAUCAGUCACAGAAGGUUACACGUUACAACUUCAAAGGACCUACUCCUCUCCAGAGCUCGCUUAACUGGCGGGGCUCUAGCUAA